Molecule: messenger RNA, 829 nt
Organism: Dermatophagoides pteronyssinus (European house dust mite)
Lineage: Eukaryota; Metazoa; Arthropoda; Arachnida; Sarcoptiformes; Pyroglyphidae
Gene: SsRbeta
Product: signal sequence receptor beta
Cellular component (GO): membrane; endoplasmic reticulum
Source: RefSeq, a predicted model, not a curated record
UAAAAAGAUAUUGUGGCUGCAGCGGCUCGCGUGCUUAUUUUUUUGAAAUAAAAGAUAUUUUUUCUUUCCACGUAUUCUUCGAAUAUCGCCAAAUUUCUUCUUGCUUCAAAAAACCAGCAAAAGAAAAUUAAACCUUGAUUCAUUUAAAUUGUGUUUUCUCAAAUUCAUAUCCAAUAAAUUUAUAAUCAUGUAUACAUCGAAAAACAUUCCUUUCAUCAUAUUGUUCAUUCUGAUCAGUUGGACAUUAAUGGUCAGUCAGGCUGAUGAUCAAAAUCCAGAUAGAGCCAGAUUAUUGGCCGAAAAACAAGUGCUUAAUAAAUAUCUGGUCGAAAAUAAAGACAUUAUGAUCAAUUACAAUAUUUUCAAUGUUGGUUCAAGCUCAGCAAUAAAUGUUCAACUUUCCGAUAAUACCUUUUCAUUGGCUCAUUUUGAUAUUGUUGGUGGUUCAUUGAAAUUUCAAAUACCACGAAUUGCACCGCAAACAAAUACAACACAUACGGUUAUUGUACGACCAAAAGAAGGUAUCUGGGGUCGUUUUAAUUUUACUGCCGGUGAAUUAAUUUAUUCAACUGAAGGUAGUAGUGAAUUACAAUAUGGUUAUACAAGUGAACCAGGUGAAGGUUAUAUUGUUUCGCUCAAGGAAUUUGAUAAACGUUUUUCACCACAUUAUUAUGAUUGGGCAGCAUUUUUAGUAAUAUCGAUGGCAACCGUUUUGCUUCCAUAUCUUCUUUGGAAUGGUAGCAAAAAUAAAUAUGAAAAAUUAAGUGCUCGAAAAACAAAAUAAUUUCAAAUCAAUCAAAUUUCCAUUUUUUUAUUAUAAAAAUAUUGU